GGGGAGUCACGAGCCUCUCCCGCUGGGAAAUUAUCGAUACGUGGCAGGAUUGUUUCCCGCCCACAAGUUAGCUACCCAAGGUAGUGCUGUGUAGUCAGUGCGAGCUGUCCUUUCCAACCAGGAUGAGCCUGCCGGCAAACCAACUCAAAGAGUCCAGCCAGGAGUCUCUACCGGCAAACCAACUUAAGGAGCCCAGCCAGGAGUCCCGGAUCAUCUGCUCUGAUCCGGACAUCGUUGUGGAGCUAAAUGUUGGGGGGCAGUUCUAUACCACCACCAUGGGCACCCUCAUGAAACACCCAGACUCCAAAUUUCCACAGAUAUUAUCCCGAUCAGCGAGACACUACAAAGAUGCACAGGGCCGCUUCUUCAUCGAUCGUCCUGGUACCUACUUUGGGCCCAUCUUGGACUACCUACGCACCGGGAAAGUGCCUACAGAGUACAUCCCUGAGGUGUACCAUGAGGCUAAGUUCUACCAAAUCCAUCUCUUGGUCAAGAUUCUGGAGGACAUGCCACAGAUCUUUGGUGAACAAGUGGCUCGGAUGCAGUUCCUGCUGGGAGUGCCAAACUACAGAGAGAACCUGGAGGUCCUGCUGCACCUGGCUCGGGCAGAGGCCGUGGCAAUGCGCUUAUCAAAGGUGGUGGUGUGUGUGGUGCACACAGAGGAAGAGGAGGCAAAGUGUGUGGAGCCGUUGCAUAUCUUGGAGGCCAAAAAGACACCUGUUGUCAAGUUUGGGCCCUGGAAGGCAGGCCCCGGGACGGAGGACUUUGUGUACUGCCUGGAGAAGGACAUUAGAGCCCAGGGGUAUAAGGUGUCCCCUCAGAGGUACCACCUGAAUAGGGACCCCUACACAUGCUUCUGGAUAUUCGUCUUCACUUGGUGGUGAUCCCUAGGAGUGGGGACUGUUUGUUAGGGGCUAUGGUGACUUGUAAAAUCACUUGUCAUCAAAAUCCAUGUUCUAAAUCUGAGCCUGUAGUUCCAGCACUUAGGAGGCUGAGAUAAGAAUACUAACAUGAGUUCGAGGCCAGCUUUGCAUAUAGGUUGAAACCCUAUUGAAAUGGCUCUGGAGAGAUCAGGCUAUCCUGACUCCACACCUGCUCCCCUCUGGAGCCACAUCCUGCCAGAACAAAGUAGCAUUUCUCCCAUCUUCUGAGAAAUGGAAUUUGUCAAAUGUUUAACAGAUCAAAGGGUUCCUCCUUGUUUUCUGGGAAAUAACCCUGAUUUAGAAACUUCCAUAGCCUGUGCUGUAAUUGUGACUUUGUCUUUAUAAACUCUGUGGUGCUCAACUUAGGGGCCAAGAUAUCUCUGUGGCCGGAGUCUAACAUCAGUCCCAGAUUAAAUAAAGGACUCUUAUUUAAUCUCA
Molecule: messenger RNA, 1361 nt
Organism: Mesocricetus auratus (golden hamster)
Lineage: Eukaryota; Metazoa; Chordata; Mammalia; Rodentia; Cricetidae
Gene: Kctd14
Product: potassium channel tetramerization domain containing 14
Exons: 2
Coding region: 123-884 (253 amino acids)
Biological process (GO): protein homooligomerization
Molecular function (GO): protein binding
Source: RefSeq, a predicted model, not a curated record